AUGGCUGAUCCUUUCCUAUAUCACACUGGAGAAAGAUCUCAUUAUGGGUGCCUUGGACAUGAAGUACAAAUUGAGCACAUCAUGGCAUAUGUUUGUAGACCAUCCUUUUUCACAGACAAAGCAGUGAUUGUUGUUCAUGAUAUAUUUGGAUGGCUGUUCCCAGACAUUAGAUACAUAGUCGAUUUGAUUGCAGGUCAUGGAUACAUCACCAUCUGCCCAGACUUCUUCAAGGGAACAGAGCCCUGGAAAACUACUGAUCACUGGGCUGACUUUGCUGACUGGAUGAAAGCUCAUGAUCCUACGAAAGUAGAUAAGGAAGCUGAUGUUGUCUUGAAGUAUCUAAAGGAACAAUGCGGUGCAAAGAAGAUUGGUAUCGUUGGGUUUUCCUGGGGUGGAAUGGCAGUACAUCACUUGAUGCUGAAAAAUCCUCAAUUAACCGCUGGGGUGUCCCUCUAUGGAAUAAUAAGGGACUCUGAAGAAAGAUACGAUUUACUAAAUCCCACAUUUUUCAUUUUUGGUGAGAAAGACCACACUAUUUCUUCUGAUCAGAUCAUCUUAUUAGAGGAGAAGCUGAAAGAGUACUGUAAAGUUCCAUAUAAAAUUAAAGUUUAUCCUGGACAAGUUCAUGGGUUUGCACAACUGAAGCCAGAAGAUAUGAAACCUGAUGAUAAACCUUAUAUUGAAGAAGCUAGAAAGGAUAUGAUUGAUUGGGUCAAAAUGUUUGUUUGA
Molecule: messenger RNA, 729 nt
Organism: Mesitornis unicolor (brown roatelo)
Lineage: Eukaryota; Metazoa; Chordata; Aves; Mesitornithiformes; Mesitornithidae
Product: carboxymethylenebutenolidase homolog
Exons: 5
Coding region: 1-729 (242 amino acids)
Molecular function (GO): hydrolase activity
Source: RefSeq, a predicted model, not a curated record